GGCGUGUGCGCGGGCUGCAGCUGCGAGGGGGAGCGUGGGCGCCUCUGUGCCCGCGUGUGCGCGUGGGCGCUGCCACCGCUGGCCCGGGGCUCCAGCUGGCCCCGGGCUCGUGCCUGUCUUACCCUUCUGCCUCCGCCGCUCCUUCCGGAGCCGAGCACCCUCCGACACUUCCCCGCCCUGCCUGGCCGUGCGCGGCGCCGGGACCCGCCCCUGGGUUCCUAGAAAGCCGGGCGGGAUGCUGGGGGCCCCUGGAGGCUCCCUGCCUGGUCCGUCGCGGCCAGCAGAACCGGGAGGGGCAGUCGGGAAGACGCUGCUGCAGCCGCAGCGGACCAGCCGCCGGGACCCGCCAUCUCGGCUCCGCCCGGCGCUCUCCGGCCUCUCCGCCCGCUUUCCUUCGCGCACCUCCGCGCCCGCUCAGCCUCCAGCCGGAAAACCGCCUCCCCACGCCUCUCCGCGCCCCCAGCAGCUCCCUGCUGCCCUGCCUCUCCCUCCGCAGGCUCAGUCUCUCCCCCUUCCAGUCUGCUUCCUUUACCUUCCCGGUGCCCCCUCCUCCUCUCCCACGAGAGUCCCCCGACGGGGGCUGAGUGAGGGCCCAGCGGUGGAGUGACUGCAGCUCCCCAGGACCCCCCUGCCCGGCCCUCCCCGGCAGGCGGCAGGAGUGGCCGGGCCCCCGGGCCCGCCAUGCGCGGCACCACACUGCUGGCCCUCCUGGCGCUGGUCCUGCUCUACUUGGUGGCUGGUGCCCUGGUGUUCCAGGUCCUGGAGCAGCCGCACGAGCAGCAGGCCCAGAGGGAGCUGGGGGAGGUCCGAGAGAAGUUCCUGAGGGCCCAUCCGUGUGUGAGCGACCAGGACCUGGGGCUGUUCAUCCAGGAGGUGGCUGAUGCCCUGGGAGGGGGUGCCAACCCUGAAACCAACUCAACCAGUAACAGCAGCCACUCAGCCUGGGACUUGGGCAGCGCCUUCUUUUUCUCUGGCACCAUCAUCACCACCAUCGGCUAUGGCAAUGCAGCCCUGCGCACGGAUGCUGGGCGCCUCUUCUGCAUCUUUUAUGCCCUGGUGGGGAUCCCCCUGUUCGGGAUCCUGCUGGCAGGGGUCGGGGACCGGCUGGGCUCCUCCCUGCGCCGUGGCAUUGGUCACAUUGAAGCCAUCUUCCUGAAGUGGCACGUGCCCCCAGGGCUGGUUCGAAUACUCUCAGCCGUGCUCUUCCUGCUGGUCGGCUGCCUGCUCUUUGUCCUCACGCCCACCUUCGUGUUCUGUUAUAUGGAAGGCUGGAGCAAACUGGAAGCCAUCUAUUUCGUCAUAGUGACGCUCACCACGGUGGGCUUCGGGGACUAUGUGGCCGCCUCUCUCUGCCCUCCCGGUGGUAACCCAGGCGCCAGCCCCAGCCAGAAAUCUGCAGCCUACCAGCCGCUGGUGUGGUUCUGGAUCCUGCUCGGCCUGGCCUACUUCGCCUCGGUGCUCACCACUAUUGGGAACUGGCUUCGGGUAGUGUCGCGCCGCACCCGGGCAGAGGUGGGCGGUCUCACGGCUCAGGCCGCCAGCUGGACCGGCACCGUCACGGCGCGGGUGACCCAGCGAGCGGGGCCCACCGCGCUCCCGCCGCCGGAGAAGGAGCGACCUCUCCUGCCUACGCCGCCGUGUCCCGCGCGGCCCAGCAGCCGGCCCCGGUCCCCUGAGCCCCCGGCGAAGGAGAAGGCCCAGCCGUCCUCACCGCCCACGGCCUCGGCGCUGGAUUACCCCAGCGAGAAUCUGGCCUUCAUCGACGAGUCCUCGGAUACACAGAGCGAGCGCAGCUGCGCGCUGCCCCGCGCGCCUCGGGGCCGCCGCCGUCCUCAGAACCCCCCAAAGAAGCCCGCAAGGCCCGGGCGCCCUCGGGGCAAAGGCGCAGCCGUGUAACGGACCCCGGCCCGGCCCG
Molecule: messenger RNA, 1915 nt
Organism: Condylura cristata (star-nosed mole)
Lineage: Eukaryota; Metazoa; Chordata; Mammalia; Eulipotyphla; Talpidae
Gene: KCNK4
Product: potassium channel, two pore domain subfamily K, member 4
Exons: 7
Coding region: 682-1896 (404 amino acids)
Biological process (GO): stabilization of membrane potential; potassium ion transmembrane transport
Cellular component (GO): membrane
Molecular function (GO): potassium ion leak channel activity
Source: RefSeq, a predicted model, not a curated record